AUGACCAAAGUUCCAGUCGGUGAUCAGCCUCCAGAUAUUGAAAUGCAAAUUCGAAAAAUGAUUGUGGAAUUUGUCGAGAAGGACAACUGUCUGAUCUUGGCUGUCACCCCGGCUAAUACCGAUCUCGCGAAUUCCGAUGCACUAAAACUUGCUAAGGAAUACGACCCGGAAGGUCUGAGAACCAUUGGUGUAUUGACGAAGUUGGAUCUGAUGGACGAAGGAACUGAUGCAAAAGAGGUUCUGGAGAACCGACUGCUUCCGCUCCGUCGAGGUCAGUCAAAAUUCUUGUUCACCCACAUCAGUUACACCGUGCGAUAA
Messenger RNA from Echinostoma caproni, 318 nucleotides. Lineage: Eukaryota; Metazoa; Platyhelminthes; Trematoda; Plagiorchiida; Echinostomatidae. The record is from the annotation of a GenBank genome assembly.